Drosophila serrata is the source of this 936-nucleotide messenger RNA. Its product is annotated as proteasome subunit alpha type-5-like. Gene Ontology annotation, cellular component: proteasome core complex. NCBI's taxonomy places the organism in Eukaryota, Metazoa, Arthropoda, Insecta, Diptera, Drosophilidae. The record is from RefSeq and is a predicted model, not a curated record.
UGUCACUUUGCAUUUGCAUUUAGAUUUUUCGAAAAGUAAUAUCAGAAAUCUGUGAAUACUGCAAAAAUAUGUUUCGUGGCAAGAAUUUGAACGUCUUCUCUGCUGAGGGCUGCAUCAUGCAGAUGCAGUAUGCCUGCGAGGCCAGUAAGCUGGGUGCCACCAGCUUUGGGAUCUGCAUUGAUGAUGCCAUUAUUUUGGCCGUUGAAAAACGCCCUGUAUCGCCGCUGCUGGUGGCCGGGGCCCUGGACAAGAUCAUCAAACUUGAUACUAAUCUCUACUGCGCCAUUUCUGGCAUGUCGUCGGACGCUCGGUCUCUGAUCGACAAGGCCCGCAUGUUGUGUGCCCAGCAUCGAUUCAACUACAAGGAGUAUAUGCCCAUCGAGUCGCUAGUGGUGGCCAUCUCCCAACACGUCAUAACCUUUGGAAUGGGGGCCGAUGAUAGCGACAACAGUAGCUGCAGCGAAAGCGAAACCGAGGAAUCCUCCUCCAGUGACAGUAACGAGGAGAGCGAUGAUGAUAAUAGAAUGCUCCUGAGCGCAAGCCGGCCAUACGGGGUGGCUCUCCUAUUCGCUGGCAUCGACAAUGGCCAGCUGCAGCUGUGGCACCUGGAGCCAACCGGCGAGUUUGGCCAACAUACUUGCAAGGGCAUUGGUUCGGCCGGUGAAGCUGCCGAGAAAUGGCUACUGCGCCACUACAAGCCAUACAUAACCGUGCCACAUGCCAUGGAGGUGAUGCUAAACACCGUGCAGGUGGUCAAUGGUUGCCAGCGUCCGACCUCGAACAAUGUGGAAAUGAUGGUGAUAACCAAGGAACCACCACAGUGCCAUCUUCUUUCCGGCAAGGAGCUGGAGCAUGAGGCCACCCGUUGUUAUGGACCUAAGCACUAGACUUCAACUUGAACUAAAAACUUUGUUUGCACGAUUAUUAAAGGAUCAA